This is a messenger RNA of Melanotaenia boesemani (Boeseman's rainbowfish), 3591 nucleotides long. RefSeq names its product girdin-like. Gene Ontology annotation, cellular component: cell surface. The transcript has 8 exons. Lineage: Eukaryota; Metazoa; Chordata; Actinopteri; Atheriniformes; Melanotaeniidae. The record is from RefSeq and is a predicted model, not a curated record. Gene Ontology annotation, molecular function: (1->3)-beta-D-glucan binding; pattern recognition receptor activity. Bases 615 to 2708 code for a protein of 697 amino acids. Gene Ontology annotation, biological process: positive regulation of killing of cells of another organism; positive regulation of cell migration; detection of fungus.
AGUGAAAACAUUAUGUGCACACAGUAUAGAUGCAAUCAAACAUGAAUGCAUAAACAUGCAGUUCCAGCUUUGUAGAACAUCUAAUUUGUGUCAAGAGUUAAAAGAGUAAAAAUACAUGCAUUCAUAAUAAUUUUGAGUAUUAGUUUCAUAUAAAAAUGUUGUUAUAAAUGUAACAAAAUAGCUGAUUCAAAGGAAUAAUAUAAAGCACAUACUUAUAUCAUUGCUGAGGGCAAAUCACCAAACCUACAAUUUCUUUUUUUUGCACCACUACUAAAUAAAAAUAUGUAAAUAUGUAAAGGACAGAUGAAGGUUAUUAUUGUGACUAAAUCUUUCAACCUUUGUAUCACAAUAGUGGGAACAGAGACAGACUUCCUAGAUCUGACAAACAGAUGAUAACAAUGAAUUUCCAUACAUGAAAUUCAGGUCUCCUGCAUUGUUUUCUGACGUUGGCAGAUGAUUUCUGUUUAAAUGUUAAGAGGAACCUGUUGGUUCUCCAUGAACUACAACAGGAAUUCCUCCUACAGUAAUAGCUUUAAAUAUGCGUACCAGCUUCUGUUGAAGGUUGGUCUCAUCCUCAACUCUGAAACAUCAACAGCAGCAGAUGAUCUUUAAGGAUGGAGGAAGAAAUAAAUGAUUCAACUCUGGUUUUUAACAAAAAUGCAUCACCUUCAAAAGAGGAAAAAGAGGAUGUUACAGUUUAUUCUGGGGUAAAAUUUGCAGAGCCUGUGACUACUGAACCAAAGGAAAACAAGGACCCGACUACUACUUCAGAGAUCAAAGCAAAAGAGCCUGAAGCUACUGUAUCAAGUAAAUUUGAAAUUGAACCAGUUGCAGACUCUCACUCUCGCACUCAUCUCUUGCCGAUGUGUUUGGGGAUACUUUGCAUCAUCCUGUUGGCGAGCAUCAUCAUCCUCAUCGUCUACAUCACCACAGUAAUGAACAAACUGGAAGCAAACCUCAGCAACCUUAAAGGACAAAAUGAGCAACUGAUUGUGGAAAAGAGAGUCUUAGAGAAUCAGACUGAGCAGCUAAAGAUGGAAAAGAAAGUCUUAGAGAAUCAGACUGAGCAGGUCACAGUGAAGAUGAAAAUGUUUGAGAACCAGACUGAGCAGCUAAUGUUGGAAAAGAGAAUAUUGUUGAAUCAGACUGAGCAGCUAAUGUUGGAAAAGAGAAUAUUGUUGAAUCAGACUGAGCAGCUAAUGUUGGAAAAGAGAGUCUUAGAGAAUCAAACUGAGCAGCUAACGAUGGAAAAGAAAGUCUUAGAGAAUCAGACUGAGCAGGUCACAGUGAAGAUGAAAAUGUUUGAGAACCAGACUGAGCAGCUAAUGUUGGAAAAGAGAAUAUUGUUGAAUCAGACUGAGCAGCUAAUGUUGGAAAAGAGAAUAUUGUUGAAUCAGACUCAGCAGCUAAUGUUGGAAAAGAGAGUCUUAGAGAAUCAAACUGAGCAGGUCACAGUGAAGAUGAAAAUGUUUGAGAACCAGACUGAGCAGCUAAUGUUGGAAAAGAGAAUAUUGUUGAAUCAGACUGAGCAGCUAAUGUUGGAAAAGAGAAUAUUGUUGAAUCAGACUGAGCAGCUAAUGUUGGAAAAGAGAAUAUUGUUGAAUCAGACUGAGCAGCUAACGAUGGAAAAGAAAGUCUUAGAGAAUCAGACUGAGCAGGUCACAGUGAAGAUGAAAAUGUUUGAGAAUCAGACUGAGCAGCUAAUGUUGGAAAAGAGAAUAUUGUUGAAUCAGACUGAGCAGCUAACGAUGGAAAAGAAAGUCUUAGAGAAUCAGACUGAGCAGCUAACGAUGGAAAAGAAAGUCUUAGAGAAUCAGACUGAGCAGGUCACAGUGAAGAUGAAAAUGUUUGAGAAUCAGACUGAGCAGCUAAUGUUGGAAAAGAGAAUAUUGUUGAAUCAGACUGAGCAGCUAACGAUGGAAAAGAAAGUCUUAGAGAAUCAGACUGAGCAGGUCACAGUGAAGAUGAAAAUGUUUGAGAAUCAGACUGAGCAGCUAAUGUUGGAAAAGAGAGUAUUGUUGAAUCAGACUGAGCAGCUAAUGUUGGAAAAGAGAAUAUUGUUGAAUCAGACUGAGCAGCUAACGAUGGAAAAGAAAGUCUUAGAGAAUCAGACUGAGCAGGUCACAGUGAAGAUGAAAAUGUUUGAGAACCAGACUGAGCAGCUAAUGAUGGAAAAGAGAAGAUUGGAGAAUCAGACCGAGCAACUGAGCAGAGACCGAGACGACCUCAACUGGACACUGGGAGUCAUCCUGACAUUCAACAGCUUUCCAGUAAACGAAUUUUGCCCCAACAAAAAGUGUCAGUCGUGUCGCACCGGCUGGAUUCAGUACCAGAAAAAGUGCUACCUGUUUUAUGAAGACAGUCCUUGGAUGACAUGGAAUGACAGUCGACAGUACUGCAAAGAUAAAAACGCAGAUCUGGUUGUUAUUGAUGACCUGCAGGAACAGAAAUUCAUCAGUCAAAACACGAAGUACUACUAUGACGAGUAUCACGGAUACUGGAUGGGGCUGCAGAAUAAUGGCACCACAUGGGUCUGGAUUGAUGGACACAAGGACACACUUCAGUACUGGAAGAAUUUGUUCAGUUCAACACUUUAUGCACUGACGAUGCCUGGAAACAAUCCCCAACAGAGCUGGAACUCAGGAAAUAAUUAUUUUCUGAACAAAUUCAUCUGUGAGGAUGACAAAGUCCUGAUAAGGUCCAAUUAGCUAACACUGUGUUUGUAUUCUUCUUCUUUAUAUUACACAUAAAUGUAACUUUAUGAAUCAUCAGUUUUAGACAGUAAAAAACUUUAAAACAAAUAUGUAAGGAUGCUUUUUAGAAAACCCAUUUUAUAUAUUCUAUAGAAGUAGGCUACAAGUCCAUUUACUAUUUACAUGAAGACAAAACAGAGUAAAAUAAUGUGACGACUCAGCUGUUUCCAUUUAGAAUCCGUCAAUAAACACCUUACAUGGCUGAUCUGUGUCUUUAUAAAGAUGAUAUAAUGUCUAAAAUAUUCCCAGAGAUGAAGAAAAUUCCUGGAGAAGAACUGGCUCCAUGUUCCUCUUGUGGAUGUCCACCACAGUUGUUGUUUUUAGUCCAUCUCAAGAUUUAUUUUAAUGUAGACAACUACUUCUUAUGCUGAACUAUAAUCAUUAAUAAUGCAGUAAAUUCAUAUUUCUUAUAAAAGCUUUUUAAUAGAGGCCUUUAGAUUUGCUUUGCUUGGUAAUUAAAAACCAGCUUCUGUUCUCUUAGUGUAAAAUUAGUUGAUUUUCAACAUUUAAGAAACGUUUUCUGAGGGUCAAAUUCCUCGCAGGACAAAGAGAAGACAAGGAUCACAUGUUUUCAGUUUCCUUUUGAGCAAAUAAAACACUAAAUAUCCUGAAAUUGAUUUUAUCAGCUUUGUAUUAAAUAGAUUGAAGUUCCAGAUCAGUUCAUUAGAUUAAAACUACUUUAAGGACUGCAGGACUUCUGUAAUUCAGUCCAACGGGGACAAAGUUUGAAUUCUUUUAUACACUAUAAGAAAUCUGUAGAUCUAUUCAUGAGGUAAUCUGAUUUUAUUCUACAUUAAGACCCUGAAGGAAUCAGGAGAUUCUCUGUUAAUGAUCUGUG